This is a messenger RNA of Drosophila sulfurigaster albostrigata, 2872 nucleotides long. RefSeq names its product trichohyalin-like. Lineage: Eukaryota; Metazoa; Arthropoda; Insecta; Diptera; Drosophilidae. The record is from RefSeq and is a predicted model, not a curated record.
AAACAAAAAAUGCCCAACAAAAAAAAAAUAAUUGUUAAAUUGAAUUGAAGCAGAAAAAACACAACACAAAAAAAUGUACAAAAGAAUUUUUAACAACAAGUUUAUCAAGAAAACAAACAAUAACAAGCAACAACAAUAUAGCAAAAAUGCUCACGAAAAAAAAAAACGAAUUAACUUAACUAAAUGCAGAAAAGAAAUUAAUAAGCCGCACAUUUCAAAGAUCAAAUAUACAAAAAAAAUGAUAUUCUCAAAUUGCAAACAACAAGAACAAAAGUGAAAGCAAAAUGAUAUAUUCAAGAAAUUAAUCUAAUUACCAAAUUCAAAUUCUUUUUUCGAAAUACACUCGAUUUUUGUACUCUUUCGAAUUGUAAUUAACACACACACAAACAACAACAACAGCAAACAGUUUCAACAUUUUAAAACGAUUAUAAACAAAGCAAAGCGAAAAAUAAGUAAAAACGUUUUUAUUAACUUUGUUAAUUUUGCUCAUUUUAAACCAAAUGGAAAACAGAAAAUUAAAAAUGGAAAAAAGGCAACGCAAAAUGCAUUGAAAAUGUAACAAACAAUGAGAUUGCAAUAAUUGUUAAGAGUAAUAAAACAAAUGGUAUAAUAACAAUAAUUAUGAAAAUUAAAAUAAACAUCCAGAAAAUCAAAAAAAAUGUUUGCACUAAAUAUUACGUAUACGCAUGUUGAGACGCAGCUGAGUUGAAUAAAUUUAUCCAAGCAGCAAAUGCCAAAGGGAUUCGAGAUAAAUAAGAGAGUCUGUUUCAGUUUUUGUAACUGAUUUUCUCCUUUUAGUUUAGCUAUCAAUUUACUCUGGAUUGGAGUUGAUUAAGAGAGCGACAGUUUAAGUUUUUGUACCUAAAUAUUACGUAUACGCAUGUUGAGACACAGCUGAGUUGAAUAAUUUUACCCAAGCAGCAAAUGUUAAAUGGAUUCAAGGCGAAGGAGAGAAACUGUUUCAGUUUUGAAAACUGAUUUUUUUCCAUUUAUUUUGGCUAUUAAUUUACCCUGGCAGCAAGCGUCAAAUGGAUUCGAGGCAAACAAGAGAGAUGCUCAAUUUAUCGGUACUUUUCGUUCAGUUUCAGUGAAACACACACGCAACUUGGAAAUUAGUUCAGAUGAUUCGAGAAGGAAUUAAUACAUAACACAAAAAAAACACACACAAAACAUAAACCGUAAAAACGAUUUUCCAAACGCUUUUGCAUUGCAUUUGAGAGUUGUGGAGUAACCUUUUUAUUCAAUCGAGAGUUCCCGAUUAACGUUUUUUACUCAAUUCUAGACAACACACUUUACACACACACAAUGUCUGGUCGAGGACGUCGUCAACAAGUGGAACCAGCGCGUAAUCAAUACGGUGCCUGGGAUGAUCCACGCGUCUCGUUGUUUGCCACUGUGCCGCAGGAGCCGCUCGACGAUAUGUUGGGACGCAUGAAGCGCUUGCCGGAAACAAAGCGAAAACGUGACAUGGAAGCGCUCCAUGCCUCACCUUUGCUGCUGGCGACGUCGCCUUCGACGAGUCGCCUUUAUCGGGAGGUGAAAUAUCAGGUGCAGCAAAUAGCCGAUGAUCGGAAUCGGAACUAUCAUCCGAUACAGGAGCGAGAGCAUCAAUCGGCCAUGAUUGCCCAAACGAUGGCCGUGCAGAAUCGUCGUGAGUUCGCCGAGGCGAUGCGACGCCAACAGCUGAACGUGAAUUCGCAGAGAUUGCGUGACCUGCAGACGGAGAUCGAUCGGGCGAAGACAACGUUGAGUGUGGUGAAGCGACGCCACGAGAACGUCAAGACAAUGGGCAACGAGCGGGAGCGCAAAGAAGCCCAAGCGACACAGGAGAAGCUCCAGAAGGGGAAGCUGGCCGAGCAGCAAGCUGUGCAGCGAAAGGCACGUGAUUACAGUCAACAGCUGGUGCAACAGAUAAAAAUAAGAUCAGAACGGGAGGAGAAACAGUUUACGGAACGUGAGGAGGGCAGACAGAAGCGUCAGAAAGAUGUCUUGGCAUAUGCCGCGGAUCUGCGGCAGGAACUUGAAUGGCGUCACGUAAAGCGCAUCGAACUGAGGCGCAUGCUCGAUGAGUACUCGACGUUGAAUCGCAAUUUACGCGACAAGAAACCCGCAGAAGCCCACAAACUGGAUGUGAUUGUGCUGGAGGCCAUGGGACCGGUGACUGCCAGCUUUUUGCGUCAAGAGAUGCAGCGUCGUGCCGAUAGCAUUGAGCGGCGUCGCCUGAUUAGCGACGAUCUGGGACAGCAGCUGAACGAGAAGCACAACCAACAGGUUGCCCAUGACAAUAUGAUUGCCGACAUACUUGUGUGCGAGCGAAAGGCACGCGAGAAGAAGCGUGCCCAUCAGGAGGUACAGGAGCGUCACGAACGGAAGCAACAAGUUGCCAUUGAUCUGAUCAAUCAGUGCAAGGAGCAUCGUUUAUAUGCCGAUAAGGAUGCCAAACUCGGCCAAAUCACACGCGACGCGACCAGUUUCAUGGAGCGACAGUAUCAACAGGCUGCCGAUCGAGAGGCUGCCAGUCGUGCCAUCAAUAAAGCCAGCUACGAUGCCAUUGCCACCGAUAUGGUAUCCAAUAUGCGUCUGCGUGCCGCCGCUGUUGAGGAGGAGCGCAUGAUCAUGAAGGCGCUGCAGGACAUGGAGCUGGAGAUGGAGGGACGUGUCGAUGAGGAGCGAAUGCGUGUGCUACACGCCCAGGCCAGGGACAUCAUCGAAGAGGUGCGUCCCUGCAAGUUGUCGCAUGCGGAGCGUCAGACAUUUGGGUUGCCCGCUUGCAGCUUGCAUGACGAUGACAAGCACAACACUCACACGACUUAAGCGAUCAUUACCAUUAAUUUACCAUUUGUUGAUUCAUCUAAUUCCGUGCAGACUAGAC